GCACAGUCUGCUCUCUUUCUGCUCUCUUGUUGCUACUACAUUCCUCUGUCGUGCCUAUCGUCCUCAUAUAUAUAUUUUUCACUGAAUGCUGGGUAUCAUAUUGUUAUGAUAGGAAUGCCUCGGCCGCCUCCCGCUCGCCCUCAUAUUGGCAUCAGCACUCCCUCGCGAUUUUCGUCAUACGCAUCAGUAGAAUGGGCAGAGGAGGACGCAUGGGACAGUGCGUCCGACUCUGAGUCGUCUGUUCCAAAACCUCCCUCUGGAAAGUCUGCUAUCGGCAAAAUCUCACUAGAGUCUACGACGACAGCCAAACCGAUUCCGAAGCCGAAGAAAUCGCCUUCCGCAAGCAGCUUGACGUUCUCUUACACAAACGUCAAUGCACCAAGUCCAAGCUCAUACUCUCCAAGGUCGGAUAACCUGCAUUCGAAUAAACAAAGUUGGACGAUCGUCAACAGAACUACGGAAAAUGGGGUUCAACCAACCAAGGAAGGAGUGCUUAGCAAUAAUACAUUAGGCAGGACCAGCGAAGAGUUUGAUAUCGAGGAUAUCGAUGUUGCAGAAACAGAUGCCGACGUAAGAGUAUCAAAAAAUGGGCUACAGUUCGUGAAGGAUGAUGCGCAGGAGAUUGUCCAAGACCCUUUAUCGAAUAUUCGCCGUAGGCAUUCGAGUCGAUCUAAACGCCCUCAAACCUCUGGAAACGGUCAGCAAAAGAGCAUUACUUCUCAACUAAUGCGCGAGACAUCCAUCAAGACCAAUCGGCGGAAUAAGUUCAUCGAAUGUCUUCUGGCCGAGGAUGUCAACAUUGUGGAACUGAGAAAACUUGCAUGGAACGGGAUACCAAGCGAUUUGCGACCCGUUUCGUGGCAAUUGCUACUUGGCUAUUUACCACUUCCUGCGGACAUGCGUACUUCCACUCUUUCCCGAAAAAGAGCGGAAUAUGCUUCACUCGUCGACGUUACAUUCGCUAGGGGCAAAGACGGACUUGACCAACAAAUCUGGCAUCAGAUUGAAAUUGACGUACCACGGACCCGACCAGGUGUUAAAUUAUGGAUGCGUGAAGUGACACAAAGAAGUAUCGAAAGAAUUCUCUAUGUCUGGGCAAUCCGUCAUCCUGCCAGCGGAUACGUUCAGGGUAUCAAUGAUCUAGUCACUCCAUUCUACCAAGUCUUCCUCUCCGCAUAUAUCACAUCUGACCCGGAAGAAUUCGAUCCUGGUCAACUCCCACCAAGCGUCUUAAGCGCCAUCGAAGCAGACUCCUUCUGGUGUCUCACACGUCUCCUAGAUGGUAUCCAAGACAACUACAUCUUUGCACAGCCAGGAAUUCAGCGAAGUGUCAGACGUAUGGCAGAAUUAGUCGCGCGCAUAGAUUCUGCCCUAUAUGCGCAUCUCCAAUCCGAGAACGUCGAGUUCAUGCAGUUCGCAUUCCGCUGGAUGAACUGCCUUCUGAUGCGCGAGAUUAGCGUACAGAAUACCAUAAGGAUGUGGGAUACCUACUUGGCCGAGGGUCCUGAUGCAUUCUCCCAAUUCCAUCUUUACGUCUGCUCCGCAUUUCUGAUGCGGUGGAGUAAGAAACUGCAGGAUAUGGACUUUCAGGGUAUAAUCAUGUUUCUCCAAUCCUUACCUACACAAGACUGGGGCGACCAUGAGAUCGAGCUCCUCCUCAGUCAUGCGUUCGUGCUAAAUUCGACAUGGCAGAAUGCACAAAGUCAUUUCGGAUCGUAGCACGGAUCACCAGUUAUUAUUAUUAGCGAGGAGUUCUCAGGAGAGUAAAAUGACGGAUAACGGGUCAAUGCUGUCGUUCUCAUUGCUAUCGGAAUUCACGUUCAUUACACACUAUAAACUAAUCGAGAGAAAAAAACUGCAGCCAGUGGUAGAUCUGGACAAGGAUGUAUGUAUCGCAAGCAGUAAAUAGAGCAGGGAAAUAACAUGAGAUGUACGCGAGAUAUGGAUUUGAUUGACUGAGAGAUGCGAGAUACUACGGAGAGAAGAAAACAAUGAAAACAGGAAGGUGAAAUGCAACGGGGCGUAAAUCUGCUCGACAAUGCUCGAUGCUCAAAGCGAAGAUACAGCCCUCUCAAUAGCCUCCUGAAGCUCGAUCGCACCAGCCUCAUCCUUUACUCGGACUCGGAACGUAACGUUGGCACCUUCGUCAUGCCCUACGAAAUUGAGUACCUGCUUUGCACGAGAGACCUUGAACCCAGUAUAUAGUCUGAAGUUCAUCAUGAUUUUCCCAUUUGCACUAUUCCUGGAUAGUAACCGCAUUGCAUUAGUUUCUUUGUGUUUUUUAAUCCGUAGCAUCCCAACACCAAUAUCAGCCCAAUGUGGCUGGUCACCUUUCUUCCCGAACCUAUAAAGCUUCACUCGGCUGGUAUGCACAGUCUCCUCGUUCUCCUCUCCUUCACCUUCCAAAUCAUUCGGAUUCUCACCGAGUGGCUUCGGAGUGGAAGCUUCUUCUGCCGGCGGGGGAGCCUCGCCGCCUUCAGUCGAGAAAGGUGUACUACCCCUCGAAUCAACUACGGAACCUGGUGCGGAUGACUUUGCGGACGAAUCUUGGUUGCCUCCUAAGUUACCUAUACUCGAGCUCGAGCCGAACGAAAAUCCAGAAGAGCCGGAUGGUCCUAAAGGCUUUGGCACAGUAGAGAAAAUGCUAGUCGAGGUACCUGCAGCAGCAGGCUCCUUGGCACUCUCCUCCUUGCUACCAAACGAGAACCCAACGGGAUUCCCGAGGUUGCCGGCUGACGGCGAUUUCGCCCCUCCGAAGCUGAAGCCGCCCGAAGACGACGCCGAAGUGGAGCUGCUAGUCGCGCCACUGCCACCAGUACCACCGAAGAUGUUUGGAGGUGCAGUCGUUGUGUUCGAGGGUGUAUCUGCCUUUGUCGAAGAUGAAGUACCGGUCCCUGAACCAAAGAGACUGAACGGUUUAUCUGAUGUACUCGUGCUCGAGAAACCGAAAGGAGAACCGGAGGAAGCAGGGCCACCGAACGGCGAGGGUUUAUUGGUUGUCGCUGAUGCGCCAAACGGCGAGGGUUUUGCACUGGAUGUAGUUGAACUCGAUGACGCAAAGGGCGAGGGGUCGGCUGUUGUUUUUUCAGUUUCCAUUGACGUCGCUCCAAAUGUAAAGGUAGAUGGCGGCGUUGAGGUUGAUGAUGUGGCACCAAAAUUUGGUUUGAAGCCACCAGUAGCGGGAACUGAUGAAGAUGUAGAUGGGGUAGAGGUUGAAGACGGGCCGAAACCAGCGAAGGAUUUGGGCGGAGUUGGCAUGCUUAAUGGCUGCGUAGGAGCCGCCGCUGACUUUGACCCAAAGGAAAAUGGAGAUGUCCCAUUCGUCUGAGAAGAGCUUUGCGGUUUGCUAGCGUCAUAUUCAUUCUGAAUUUUCGUUCGGUAAGUUUUAUACGCAUCCAAAACCUCCUCGAGGUCAGCAAAGGGGUCAGAAUUCAAACGCUUCGAUAUUUCUUCUUUGAGUGUUUGAUUGAGGCCUCGAAGCGAAGUGUAAUAUUUCGUUUCCGUAUUGUCCUUUGCAGUUGAUGAAGGACCUGAACUCGGUGCUGAACCGUGUAGCCCGUUUGGCUGAGCCGAACCUAAUAAACUGGAUAACUGCUUCGAUGCUGCAGAUGCGGAUGAAGAUACAGCCGGAGCGGAAAACUUGAAACCUGAGC
Messenger RNA from Fomitiporia mediterranea MF3/22, 3653 nucleotides. RefSeq names its product RabGAP/TBC. Bases 106 to 1719 code for a protein of 537 amino acids. The transcript is spliced from 11 exons. Gene Ontology annotation, molecular function: GTPase activator activity. Gene Ontology annotation, biological process: activation of GTPase activity. Gene Ontology annotation, cellular component: Golgi apparatus. Lineage: Eukaryota; Fungi; Basidiomycota; Agaricomycetes; Hymenochaetales; Hymenochaetaceae. The record is from RefSeq and is a predicted model, not a curated record.